UGGAAAUAAACAAGUUUUAUAAGAUUUUUGUUGAUGUGACCCUGUCUUUUUUCCCAGGGAAAGGAUGUUCUCCUAAAUCUUCUUCAUGUUUCCGUGAAUCAGCAGUGCCCCAGAAAGUGUUUCCCUUCUUGAGACUCCAGGGAAGUCUUGGAAUCCAAAGAACUUGAAGAGGGAGCCUGGCCAAACGAGAUUUUUGAGUCUUUGUAGGCUUGCUAAACCAGAUACUUAGCACACAAAUCAAAGUCCGUGUGUUCCUAAAAGCAGCAUUUUCAUACUAGAAUUAAGAAAUAUCAAGAUCUAGAACAUAAAUAUCUUGGACUAUUCAGAAGAACAACAUGGGAGAAACUGAGGAAAGAAUUGAAACUCAUAGAAUAAGAUGUCUUUCCAAGUUGAAGAUGUUUCUGUUGGCAAUAACAUGUGCAUUUGUAUCCAAAACACUAUCCGGAUCUUAUAUGAAUACCAUGCUCACACAAAUAGAAAGACAAUUCAACAUCCCAACAUCUCUAGUUGGAUUUAUCAAUGGAAGUUUUGAGAUUGGAAAUCUUUUGUUGAUUAUAUUCGUGAGUUAUUUUGGACCAAAACUGCAUAGACCAAUAAUGAUUGGUGUUGGAUGUGUGGUUAUGGGCCUAGGGUGUUUCUUACAAUCACUACCUCACUUCCUCAUGGGCCGAUAUGAAUAUGAAUCUACAGUUUCAACUUCCGGCAAUUUGUCCUCAAACAGUUUCUUGUGUAUGGAAAAUGGAACCCAGAUUUUCAAACCAACAAAAGACCCAUCAGAGUGUGUGAAGGAAGUUAAAUCAUUAAUGUGGGUGUAUGUACUAGUUGGAAAUAUUAUACGUGGAAUUGGUGAAACUCCCAUCAUGCCUUUGGGUAUUUCCUACAUAGAAGAUUUUGCCAAAUCUGAAAACUCUCCUUUGUAUAUUGGGUUAAUCGAAACAGGAGCUAUCAUUGGUCCUUUGAUUGGUCUUUCAUUAGCGUCAUUCUGUGCAAAUGUUUAUGUUGACAUUGAAUCGGUGAACACAGACGAUCUGACCAUAACUCCCACUGAUACUCGUUGGGUUGGUGCAUGGUGGAUUGGCUUUUUGAUUUGUGCAGGAGUGAAUGUGCUCACUGCCAUUCCUUUUUUCUUUUUGCCCAAAACGCUUCCAAAGGAAGGACUAGAGGAUAAUGCUGAGGCCAUUAAAAAUGACAAAGAGAAACAAGGAGACGUCAAGAAGGAAAGGGAUGGAAUCACUAAAGAUUUUUUACCCUUCAUGAAAAGUCUUUUAUUCAACCCAAUUUACAUGCUUUUCAUACUGAUAAGUGUGCUGCAGUUCAACGCAUUUGUCAGUAUGAUUUCCUUCAUGCCUAAAUAUAUGGAACAGCACUAUGGAAAAUCAACUUCAGAGGCAAUCUUUCUCAUGGGUAUUUAUAACUUCCCUCCAAUAUGCAUUGGAUAUAUAGUUGGCGGUUUAAUUAUGAAGAAGUUCAAGAUUACUGUCAUACAAGCUGCCCACAUAGGAUGUUGGUUAUCUUUUACUGAGUAUCUUUUCUAUUUUUUGUGUUUUUUCAUGAUCUGUGAUAGUUCUUCAGUUGCUGGCAUCACCACGUCUUAUGAAGGAGUGCAUCAAGAUUUACACGUGGAAAAUUUCCUUGCUGACUGCAACAUGGUUUGUAACUGUCCAACUAAAGUGUGGGACCCUGUGUGUGGAAACAACGGCUUGUCAUACAUGUCAGCUUGUCUUGCUGGUUGUGAGGUAUCCUCUGGCACGGGAAGAAAAAUGGUGUUCCAAAAUUGUAGCUGCAUUCGAACACCAGGAAAUUCAUCUGCAGUUCUUGGGCUAUGUGCCAAAGGAAAGGACUGUUCCAUGAUGCUACAGUACUUUUUAAUCUUGUCCGUGUUCAGUAGUUUCCUAUAUUCUUUAUCUGCCAUACCUGGAUAUAUGGUUCUCCUGAGGUGUGUCAAGCCUGAAGAGAAGUCUCUUGGUGUGGGAUUACAUGCAUUCUGUACACGAAUACUUGCUGGAAUUCCUGCACCUAUAUAUUUUGGAGCUUUGGUGGACUCCACAUGUUUACACUGGGGAACUUUGAAGUGUGGUGAGUCAGGGGCAUGCAGGAUAUAUGAUUCCACCAGCUUCAGAUACAUCUACCUUGGAUUACCAGCAGCACUGAGAGGAUCAAGCUAUAUUCCAGCCUUUUUGAUCCUCUUUAUUUUGAGGAAGUAUCGACUACCUGAGGAAAAUGCCUCUUCAGAAACUAUGCUUGUGGCAAAGCUUACAGGGAAGGAAAAUGAGGGCAAAGAAAUGGAUCAAAAUGCCAAAGUUUUGAAUGACGGUGAAUUGAAAACAAAGCUAUAAUGCUCUUUUAUAUCAUGCUUUCCAAAAUUGGAGAACACAAUACAACUUAAUCAUUUUUAAAAUCAAUAGAGGUACUGCAGAUAACUUUUCCUUAUUUUUUAAGAACCUCAACAUUUUUUUUUUAACUCAAGGGGAAAAAAUAUUCAUGAUAGUAUUUCUGAGGCAACAAUGGCAUUUGAGAUUUUCCUCACAGAGACAUUUAUAAACAAAACAGAACAUUAGAACCAGCUUUAUUUUUAUGUUAAAUUGUUAAAACAACAAUUUCUCUUUUAACUAAUGCAAAAUAUUUCCCACAUAUCUUCCAAAUGAUUUUUUAAAAUUUCCUAUUAUGAAAAUCUACUUAAUAUCCUGCUUUGAUAUCAUGAUUAUUAGGAGACUGAAAUUCCUGUCUUCGUAUGUGAAUAUCUAAGGAUUUUGUUCAAAUUUAAGUGAACAGAGUGAAAGAAGUGAACAAAGUCAAAGACUUUAAGGGAAAGAAGCCUAGAUGUUUUUAUUUUAUUUUGGAAUUAUUCUUAAACUCUUCCUAUUUAUUCCAGACAUGAUUCUUUUAAAAUAGAUUAUUCAAAAUAAAGGACAGAAAUGGUAUGGACCUAACAGAAGCAGAAGGUAUUAAAA
Molecule: messenger RNA, 2951 nt
Organism: Odocoileus virginianus texanus
Lineage: Eukaryota; Metazoa; Chordata; Mammalia; Artiodactyla; Cervidae
Gene: SLCO1A2
Product: solute carrier organic anion transporter family member 1A2
Biological process (GO): transmembrane transport; sodium-independent organic anion transport; bile acid and bile salt transport
Cellular component (GO): plasma membrane
Molecular function (GO): bile acid transmembrane transporter activity; protein binding
Source: RefSeq, a predicted model, not a curated record